Molecule: messenger RNA, 1029 nt
Organism: Aureococcus anophagefferens
Lineage: Eukaryota; Pelagophyceae; Pelagomonadales; Pelagomonadaceae
Gene: Hypo1
Product: selenoprotein
Exons: 1
Molecular function (GO): protein binding
Source: RefSeq, a predicted model, not a curated record
AUGGCGUCGCAGGCCCUCGCCGCCUGCGCGCCGCCGGCGGCCUGCAGCAUCUACGACGCCGACGCCGCGAGCGCCUGCGUCAUGUGGAGCCCGUCGGCCGGCGCGGCGUCCUACGCCGUCGAGAUGCGCGCCGCGGGCGACGAGGCCUGGACGACGCUGUCGACGACGCUCAAGGCCUGCAAGUGCCGGAAGAAGGGCCUCGACGCCUCGCGGGCCUACGAGUUCCGCGUCGCGGCCGUCGACGCGGCGGGCGCCGUCGGCGAGUUCUCCGGCAUCGCCAAGGUCGCGAGCCGCGCGGACGUGGCGCAGCAGCCCGCGCCCGUCGUGAGCGCCGUCGACGGCGAGUCCGUGACCGUGCAGUGGAGCGGCGGCGAGGGGCCCUACGCGCUGCAGUUCGCCGCCGAGGAGGACCUGCGCGCGGACGCGACGACGCCCUGGCGGCUCGCGGCCGCGUCCGUCAACGGCACGGUGGCCAAGAAGAAGAAUCUCGACGGCGGCAAGCGCUACGCGUUCCGCGUCAAGCCCGCGGACGCGUCCGGCUACGAGUGGUCGCGCGCGUCGGAGACGGCGCUGAUCCCGCGCGCGGCGCCCUUCAUGGCGCGCUGCUUCGGGACGGACCUCGUCAACAGGAGCGGCGGGACGAAGACGACGGGCCCGUCGCUCGCGGGCAAGAUCGUCGCCGUCUACGCGUCGGCGAACUGGUGACCCCCGUGCCGCAACUUCUCGCCGAACCUCGUGCGCGACUACAACGUGCUCAAGGCGGCGGGGAGGCCCUUCGAGGUCGUCUGGCUGUCCUGCGAGCGGGACCCGGAGGCCUUCUCGAGCACCUUCGCCCAGUUCCCCUUCCUCGCCGUGCCCUUCGACAACGACGAGCGCGAGCGGGCCCUCGGCAACUUCAACGUCUCGGGCAUCCCGCGCCUCGUCAUCCUCGGGCCCGACGGCCGCGAGCUCGUCAACAACGCCGUCGGCAUGAGCCUGUCCAUCGCGACGGUCGACGGCUGGAUGCGCCAGGCCAAGGGGCACAAGUAG